Molecule: messenger RNA, 2035 nt
Organism: Camellia sinensis
Lineage: Eukaryota; Viridiplantae; Streptophyta; Magnoliopsida; Ericales; Theaceae
Source: RefSeq, a predicted model, not a curated record
ACUACAAACACAUUGCAAAUUCAAGCUUUGCUCAUUACUUGGCUUCAAUGGCUCAAUCCAUGAAGCACUCUGUUGUUUGGGUUAUGAUCUUGUUAUUAAUGCUAAUUGCAAUGGACAAUGUUUCUUGCAGAUCUUUGCAAGGUACUAAUUCUCCAUCCUCUGAUAAUCACCAGUCUAGUUCUAACUCUAAAUCCCCAUCCUCUGAUGGUCAUAAAUCGGGUUCUGAUUCUAAUAAUCAGAAUGAAAAUAAUCAAGGCGGAAAUAAUCAGGAUUCUGGUUCUGGUUCUAAAUCUCCACCGUCUAAUGGUGAAGGAUCUGAUUCUGGUUCUAAAUCCCCACCUUCUGGUGAUCAUGGAUCUGACAAUGGUUCCAAAUCACCUCCACCUGAUAAUCAUGGAUCCGAUUCUGGUUUUAAAUCCCCACCUGAGUCUCCUCCUACUACAACUCCACCACCAUCAACUACAACUCCACCUCCAUCUUCUCCAUCACCACUAAAUUCUCCACCUCCUACUUCAACUCCUCCACCACCAUCUCAUUCAACUUCCCCUCCAUUACCACCAUCUUCACCUUCACCACCACCUCCUACUACUCCAUCACCUUCACCUCCAACACCUAACCCAUCACCUAAUCCUUCAACCUCUCCAACCCCUAUGCCGCCUUCAUCUACUCCUUCAACUCCACCUCCUACUUCAACUUCUCCUCCACCACCACCAUCUUCACUUUUAUCACCACCCUCAACUCCUACCUCACCUUCACCACCAAUUAAAUCUCCUACCCCUCCACAAUCUCCAACUCCAUCUUCACCUACUCCAAGCACCCCACCUCCAUCAACUUCAACUCCUCCUUCUCCUUUACCACCAUCAUCACCUUCUCCAUCGCCUCCUACAACUACUCCAUCCUCACCACCUUCUCCCCCAUUGCCACCUUCUACCUCACCAAAGAAAGCCAAGUGCAAGAACAAAAACUACCCCCACUGUUAUGACAUGGAGUUUUUUGUGUGCCCUAGCACUUGUCCUGGUGGAUGUGAAGUAGAUUGCGUCUCUUGUAGGCCUGUCUGCAAGUGUGACAUGCCGGGAGCAGUAUGCCAAGACCCCCGUUUCAUCGGCGGCGAUGGAAUCACAUUCUACUUCCACGGCAAGAAGGACCGAGACUUCUGCCUGGUCUCCGACUCCAACCUCCACAUCAACGCCCACUUCAUCGGCAAACGAAGCCUCAACAUGACUCGAGACUUCACUUGGGUCCAAUCCAUCGCCAUCCUAUUCGACACCCACAAACUCUUCCUCGGCGCCCUCAAAACCUCUUCAUGGGACGACUCCGUCGACCGCCUCUCCCUCUCAUUCGACGGCCAACCCAUCUUCCUCCCUCUCAACGGCGGCGCACGGUGGCGCUCAGCAGCCUCGCCGGCCGUUUCCAUCAGUAGAAUCGGCGACACAAACAGCGUGAGCGUUGAAGUGGAAGGGAAUUUGAAAAUCACAGCGAAGGUGGUGGCGAUCACAGAAGAGGAUUCGAGAAUUCACAAGUAUGGGGUGACGAGAGAUGAUUGUUUUGCUCAUUUGGAUCUGGGGUUUAAGUUCUUGGAUCUGAGUGAUGGUGUGAGUGGGGUGUUGGGACAGACUUAUGGGAGAGAUUAUGUGAGUAAAGUGAAGAUGGGUGUGUUGAUGCCUGUGAUGGGAGGAGAGAGAGAGUUUGCGACUUCGAGCUUGUUUGCUGUGGAUUGCUCUGUUGCGCGAUUCAGAGGUCAGAGAGAGGCUGAUUCUCUCAUGGGUUUGGAAGCGGCGGGGUUGAGGUGUGGGAGUGGUAUGGGUGGCCAAGGAGUUGUCUGCAAGAGAUAGAUAGACAUGAUUCUCUCUCUCUCUCUCUCCAUAUACAUAUAUAUAUAUAUACAUAUUUGGUUUAUGUAAUUUUAUGAAAUGUGAGUAAUAAAGGUGUGGAAGCCAUUCGAGAUGGUCUCCUCUGAUUGAUUGAAUAAGGGGACUUCGAUGUUAAUUGGACUCUGGAAUAUGAUUAUAUUGUUUUAUGUUAUAUCAAGAAAAUC